Molecule: messenger RNA, 1167 nt
Organism: Sordaria macrospora k-hell
Lineage: Eukaryota; Fungi; Ascomycota; Sordariomycetes; Sordariales; Sordariaceae
Cellular component (GO): cytoplasm
Source: RefSeq, a predicted model, not a curated record
AUGAUGCUGGAAGUUCCAGAAACCAAUAUAUCUUUCAAGUUCUCUCUUUCACAAUCCUGCAAUCCUGAACUUCCCGAGAUUUCUCGCGACAACCUGACCUUCCACCACAUUAAUAGCCCUUCUCAAGACGAAUUCGGCGACCUAGCCGUCGACUCGCAGCUAGCCUCCUCGUCAGCAAUCGCCGGCGUCUCCGAGCUUCUCAACGGGUGCAUCUGCUGCAACCUAGUCGGGCAGCUCUCCGUCGCGCUUUCUGAGCUGCAACAGACCGUCCAGCCGGACCGCAUCGUCAUCGAGACGUCCGGCUCUGCCUUCCCUGCCACGCUGGCGCUCGAAGUGAACAGGCUGGCCCGCGAAACGGGCGGGCAGUACGUGCUGGAUGGUGUGGUCAGUGUCAUUGAUGUUGAGAAUUGGAAGGGGUAUGAGGAUACCAGCUACACGGCCAAGAUCCAGGCGAGGUACACGGAUCUGAUUGUGUUUAAUAAGUGGGAGGGGCAAGGGGAGAGGAGGUUUGACGAGUGUUUGGAUAGGCUGGGCGAUUUGGAGGGGGUGGAUACCGCGUGGGUGAAGAGUGAUAAGGGGUGGGUGGAUAUGAGUGUGGUGUUUGGGAUUGAUGGUGGGUUGGCGAGGGGUUUUACGGAAGAGACUGGCACGGGGGAUGGACAUGUUCAUGAUGAUAAGUGUGGACAUGACGACAAGCAUAAGCAUGAUCAUCAGACUGAGGUGGAGGUGUUAAGUGUUGAGCUCAAGAGCUCGGAGAGCAAAAAGGCGGCAACGGUGGAUGCGAACAAGUUGUUGGCUUUCCUGAGGAAUACCAGCAGGGAGGAGGUGUAUAGGAUCAAGGCCGUGUUGACGGUUUCUGCAAAGGCAGCGUGGGAGAUGUUGAAGAACUCGGAUGAGGAUAUGAAGGUGUCCAAACCACCUACAUUUGCGGGCGAAGGCCCGGAUACGAGGUAUAUCCUCAACUGGGCGUUUGGAAGGUGGACAUUUACGCGUGUUGGGGACGCCGUCAAGGAGCAUGACUCCAGCAAGGAGGCAAUACUGAGGAUGACCAUGAUCUUGGCUAGGUAUGAGAGCACCAAGUGGAAGAGGAGGUUGGAGGCUGGUGGGUUGUUGGAGCUCGAAGGGGAGGAUGUGAAGGGUGAAUUGAUUGUUACCAAGGUCAACUAG